AUGGCAAAAGUCUUACCUAUAUUCAAAAAUGGCGAAAAAUGUGAUGUAAGUAAUUAUUGUCCAAUUUCAAUUAUAUCGGCGGUUGCCAAAGUUUUUGGUAGAACCGUUUAUGACCAAUUUUACUCCUAUCUGACAAGUAACAACUUACUGUCGAACUAUCAGUCAGGGUUUCGAGCAUCAUAUAGUACCGUUACAGCUUUAUUAGAGUCGACUAAUAACUGGUGCGUAAAUAUUGAUAAGGGUUUGCUUAACGGAGUGAUCUUCAUUGACCUCAAGAAAGCUUUCGAUACCAUUGAUCACGAAAUUCUUAUACGUAAACUCAAGUGUUAUGGUGUGGAUGAAAAUGCGCUAUCGUGGUUUAAUUCCUAUUUAAACAAUCGAAAACAGAAAUGA
Messenger RNA from Paramuricea clavata, 393 nucleotides. NCBI's taxonomy places the organism in Eukaryota, Metazoa, Cnidaria, Anthozoa, Malacalcyonacea, Plexauridae. The record is from the annotation of a GenBank genome assembly.